CAAUCUGUUAUUUGACCUUUAGGAUCCAAAAUAACAUUCAAAGAAAAUUCGUUGUUGGUUUCGAUGGAAGAGCGGCUCCGAAGACACAUAGACGAUUUUAUCGUCGUGCCGAGCAGCUGCGGAGAGAGAAGCAAGAGGAAGCCAAUGACGCCAGGAGCGCACAGCUAGAGGCGCAGCAGGCGGCACAACGCGCUAACCAGCUGCAUGGGGAGGCUAGAAAGCGGGAUGCGGAGAUGGAAAAGGCACUUCAGGCUCGGAAGGAAGUAGAGACAAAAUGGAGAAAGGGCAUCCAUCCUAUCGAGCUACCUUCUAGGGAGCAUUUCGAGUCGACCAAACGACGUUAUUACACAGAGGGAAAGUUCCAUGUUGCCAUCACCGGAAUAUCAGGAACUGGAAAAUCUUCUCUCAUCAAUGCUCUUCGGGGCAUAUGGGACGGCGAGGAUGGUGCUGCUUCAACUGACUAUAUGGAGAGCACCUCCGUUGUCACUUCAUACCCCGACCCUGACACCGCCAAACCUUUCAUUUGGUUCGAUGUCCCGGGAUCGGGGACGCUCGCAUGCUCCGACUGGACCUACUUUAAUGACCAGGGUCUCUACAUUUUUGGCGCUAUCAUCGUCCUAUUCAACAACCGCUUCACCGCCACAGACCUAGCCAUCUUGAAGUUCGCCGAGCGAUACGAAGUUCCCACCUACAUCGUUCGCUCUAAAUCUGAUGUGCACAUUAGCAAUCUCGUCAAGAAGAAACGACGGAUGGCUGGUGCGGGGAGUGAUCCCGUCCGGCUUGUCGACGAAGCGCGCCAGGAGUUUAUCACGAAGACGCGGGAGAGCGUUGACUUGAAUCUGAUGAAGAGUGAUCCUCCUCUUCGGUUGCAGAAGGUGUAUGCUGUCUCCCGGGAUACGCUUACUUUGAUCGUCCGAGAGGAGUCGUUUGAAGAUAGCCUUGCGCUUGAUGAGUUGGAACUAUUGAGGAAGACACGUCAGGAUGCGUGCUCCAGCCGGUCACCAAAAUCAGAUGGCUCAUCGGAUUCCUUGUUACAAAUGUUCUAUUUGAUGUUUCCAGAACGUCCUUGUUUGUUCAAUCUUAUCGCACUACGUUUCACUUGGAAUUGUUUCCUGUGGGUAGUGUUAUACGAAAUGGUCGACGAUUAUGUUUGCGUGCUUCGAAGUCGCUUUACUUUUGAUAAGAUACUUACUUCAAUGUGGUGAUGUCCGAUGUUCCCGGCCAUUCUUUCCUUUGUCAGAAAUUAGUUAAUGGUGAAAACUUGCGAAUG
Messenger RNA from Desarmillaria tabescens, 1270 nucleotides. RefSeq names its product interferon-inducible GTPase-domain-containing protein. The transcript has 3 exons. Gene Ontology annotation, molecular function: GTP binding. Bases 234 to 1205 code for a protein of 323 amino acids. Gene Ontology annotation, cellular component: membrane. The record is from RefSeq and is a predicted model, not a curated record. Lineage: Eukaryota; Fungi; Basidiomycota; Agaricomycetes; Agaricales; Physalacriaceae.